CACAGGAGAGUCUGACAACCCUUCGCGCCUGUGGCCGAGGACCUUGUCUUGACAUAUGUCCAGAAGAGCAGAAAUACUGAUGGAAAGCAACAUGCAGGAUCUGGCUGUGGAGAAACCUCAGUGGGAUGUGGGGAGUCAGCCCUCGGGGAAGAUCCUCUCCCUGGACAGGCAAGGGGCCAAGAAAGUGCUGGAGAUCUACGUCCAGCGCUCGCUGAGCUGCUGCGAGAAGUCCGCUGCGAAGAAAUUCCAGGAGGGAUCCAGAAGGAGAGGGAAGAAGGGAGAUGGGCUGCAAAGAUCGAAAAGCGACUUCUGCAAGUAUUCCUGUGCCAAACUCAGCCCCAGGAAGGACCAAGAGGAGGGACCCAAAGCAUCGGAGCUGGAUGAGGCUCUGGAUGAUGAGAGCAAAGCUCCCGGGGAGGUCCCUAAAGAGGAGCCGGAGCCCAAGAGGAAAAGCACAAAAAACUCUUCCCAGGGCAAAACCCAACGCACCUGGUUCAAAAGUCUCUUAAAUUUGCUCUUCAAGAAGAGCCCUGAGGAUCAGAAGGAAAACACAGGGCAAAAAGCAAAGGAGAAAGAUGCCAAAGCUCCUCACAGCUCCAAACCAGAAGGGGCUAAAAGACCCGGAGUGGAACUGGGCACAUCCCCACCGCUGGGCAGAGCCCUGAAGAAGAGACCCAGCCUCAAGAAGGUUUUCUCCUUCAAGAAGCACUCGGAGGAGGAGAAGGGAGAAACCGCAGCUGGGGCAAGGGCCAAGAGACCCAGCUGCCUUCCCCUGAGGCACAUCCAGGCACCAGCCACCCCAGAAGCAGACCAGCCUGACGGUUACUACACACGAGUCUCAGAAGAGAUCGGGCUGAUCGUGCAGGGCAGUGAGAGCCAAGGCAGCAGAGGACGUGGACGUGGGGAGCCACCACAGCCGGGCAGUGCCGACGCCAUCGAUGAAGCCAUCAAGAGAAUUGUUGCCCUGCUCCAGAGUGCGGGAGAUGAGCUGGACAGGCAGGUGAGGGAGGACGUGCGGCUACGGAAGUUCUUCAGAGACAUGUCCUACAGCUCCUUCAAGAACCUGGCUGAUGCCUACGUCCGCAGGGAGAUGACGGCCAGCAGACCCGACGUCAACCCCCAGGAGAUCCAGUUCGCCUUCGCCGUCCACCUCACGGCCAAGGUGGCCGGUAUCUGCAACCAGGCCGUCAACAGGAUCAUGGGCUUCGGCACCCGCUACCUGGAAGACUCCUUUGCACCCUUGUCCUACAGCAAAAUUCUCCAGCAGGACAGAGAGAAGUUCAGCACAGACAACUGCCAGAGCCCAGACUGACGUCGGCUGCUCCCAAGGGAAGCCAAGGAUGGAGAUUUACUGGUGGGGUGGACAGUCCCUGAUGGUGACCUGGAUGGAUGGAGGGUGGUUUUUUGAGCUGUGGAUUUACCACCUUCUGAGGAAACCCACAGUGACAGCCACAGCAACACGAACUGCUUAAAAACCAGCUGGCUGGGGGCAAGGAAGUGUGAAAAAUCAAACAAAGCCCGAAUUUCACCCUGUAUUUGCAUUUUAGCUCUCACCACGGGCGUGUGUUGAACCUCGUGGUUUGUGCUUGUGUAUUUAUU
Molecule: messenger RNA, 1599 nt
Organism: Calidris pugnax (ruff)
Lineage: Eukaryota; Metazoa; Chordata; Aves; Charadriiformes; Scolopacidae
Gene: BNIP5
Product: chromosome unknown open reading frame, human C6orf222
Exons: 6
Coding region: 56-1312 (418 amino acids)
Biological process (GO): regulation of apoptotic process
Source: RefSeq, a predicted model, not a curated record